ACAAUAAAGAUCAUUAUACACCUUUUCAAAAUGUUUAUGGAACUGAAACUACUGAAGAGUAUAGACUAACAUAUAUGCAAUCCCAAGCAAAUACAGAGUCUAUUCCAAAGUCUAUCUUGGUUGUAGGAAAAAUCCGUGAUUAUAUCAAUUGUGAAUAUUGUAGAAAACGUUGUUGUGUAUAUAGUGAUAGAUCUUUGACCUAUGAAGAAGAAGAAGAUUAUCAACAGGCAUUAGAAUCAUAUUCAUAUUCUUGUUUGGUGACUCCUCCUCAAUCUUUAAAAGAACGUUUUAAACAAAUUUAUCCAUUAUGUAAAGAAUGUCAAAAUAAUCAAAAAGAAUUUCAUACUAGAACAAAAAUUAAAACUAAUGGGCGUUCUUUUAAACAUUAUAAAAAAUAA
Messenger RNA from Funneliformis caledonium, 398 nucleotides. NCBI's taxonomy places the organism in Eukaryota, Fungi, Glomeromycota, Glomeromycetes, Glomerales, Glomeraceae. The record is from the annotation of a GenBank genome assembly.